CUCUCUUUACCACAUUUCAUGCAUCAGCCCCUCUCUCUUUUUUUUUUUAUCACUGUCUCCUCCUAACACACACACACACACACACACACACACACACACGCUGUCACACAAAAAGUACAACGAAUUACACCAGCCAGUCUCAUAGCAGCGUUCGGGUUCCGACACCUCAAACUUUAUCUUCUGCUCAAAACUUGGGAAACCAACAACGCUGCGAGCGGUCUGCUUACUUCCUGUCAGCCUAGUCAACACAGCCGGUUUACAGUCAUAAAGAUAAAGGCAAUACAGACUUCCUGUCACAUCUCCAAUAUCCUUAAUAUAAAUCAACCGAUGGAUCUCCUUCUGAUGAAAACUUCACACCUGCUUUAAAGUACAAAAGUUUGACUUCAAAAUUCAGCCUGGAACUGUGACUCCAAACCAGUGGGAUUGUUCUACUCUACUAUAAGGAGACAUGACUGACUCCAAGCCCACCGAUAAUUAUUCCACUACGACUGUCAUUAUCCUUUUAUGCUGUCUACUAUGCCUAAUUGUACUGCUGUUCUUCUUGUACAAGAUGUUGAACAAGGAGGCCAAUGGGAAAUAUACCGUGCAGCGCAUGGUUUAUAAGGAAGGAGGGGUCAGGGACCGGGUCAGAGGGGCAGCCUUGGCUCUGGGGACUCGCCUCGGAGUCCAGCUGUGGCCUCCAAGUGAUAAUGAUGAGGAAAUGAGGGAAGUCCAAGAUGAGGAGAGACAGGUGGAGGAGGGUGGUAGCCAGUGGAAUGACAGCAAGGGGGAUGACCAGGAGGAGAAGGAGGGGGAGGAGGAGGAACAGUGUGGUAGGGCCAAAGGAGAAGGAAGUGAAACCCACGACUACUCAAGUUUGGAGAGUUCGGACGCCGAGGAGGAAGACAGACUAACGGAUCAGGUGGAGAGUGUGGGAGAGACGGAGGAGAAAGUGGGAGAUGGGGAAGGUGAAGGUGAAGCAAGUGGAGGUACUGGGUUGUUGAUAGAUCUAAAGCAGUUCUCUGGAAGUGCCAUCUGGUCUGCGGAAGAGGGAGGUGAGGGCAUAGUCAGCGAUGUGACUGUACUGUGAGAACAUAAUUAAAAAAAACUGAAAUACAAGAGAGGCUUUCGAUUUAGUAGCCUACUGAGGUCAUGAGUCCAAGUCUCCUAAUUAAAUGUUAACAUAUAUUGUCUUUAAAUUUGAUUUCCCAACAUGAUGGUCAAACUACUGUUGCACACUGCCAAAUAAAAAAAAAACUUUGCAUCAGCCUCUAAGUAGAGUAAAAUACUGGAAUCACCCUAUAAAGCACCCCUAGAUACAAGAAGACAUUGUCCUCAAUAGUAGCUAUGGCUUUUUUCUUAAUGUCACUUCCUGUUGAGGCAUGAGGAUAAAAAAGGUGACUGAUGAAUGGAGAUUUUUGUAAAUAUGCGAGUACAACGGAUUGCAUUUGAAUGUGUGUGUAAAGGUUUACUAGUACAACUGGUCAAAUCAAACUUUGUAUUAUUGUGUCAGCCUAUUGCAUGCUGUUUAUGGUGGGCUCAUGUGUUUUUAUUACUGUACAUUUUGAUUUCUAAUUGACAUGAAAAUUAAAAAACAGAAAAACAAAAAUGGA
Molecule: messenger RNA, 1592 nt
Organism: Anoplopoma fimbria (sablefish)
Lineage: Eukaryota; Metazoa; Chordata; Actinopteri; Perciformes; Anoplopomatidae
Exons: 4
Coding region: 449-1069 (206 amino acids)
Cellular component (GO): plasma membrane
Source: RefSeq, a predicted model, not a curated record